CACCAUAUGCUGACUUGGCCACCAUAUGCUGACUAAAUGCCAAGUUUUGCAAUUAAUUUGAAUAAAUAUUUGAACAUUCCAAUAGCUUACACUUCGGUUUCAGGGCCAACGGCCUAUUGCGCCUCAAGCCUCUUAUCUGUAUUUUGACGUAAAAUCAUAUUCUUGGAGUUUGUACCACCAAGUGCAUAGAUAUAUGUUUCACAGUGCCCGACACUUUUUUGGCUUCUACGCCGCACUCAUAAAUCAAGUAACGCAAAAUUGAAUUUUUUUUUGAGUAAACGGUUUUUGAAAGUAAACCUUUCUAAGCAAUUGAAUAUGAUUGGUUGACUCUCGAUGCUGCUAUUUACAACAUGACCCUUGAAUACUCAUACUCGACUAAUACCCCAUUCAAAAUGCAGAUUAGACAAUACGUGAUGAUCGAUUCUGACCACUGGACACCAUAUGCGGACUAA
Molecule: messenger RNA, 452 nt
Organism: Caenorhabditis elegans
Lineage: Eukaryota; Metazoa; Nematoda; Chromadorea; Rhabditida; Rhabditidae
Gene: K08D10.10
Product: Neur_chan_LBD domain-containing protein
Exons: 4
Coding region: 351-452 (33 amino acids)
Source: RefSeq, marked reviewed